This is a messenger RNA of Carassius gibelio (silver crucian carp), 1499 nucleotides long. RefSeq names its product synaptogyrin-2-like. Bases 129 to 836 code for a protein of 235 amino acids. The record is from RefSeq and is a predicted model, not a curated record. Gene Ontology annotation, cellular component: neuromuscular junction; synaptic vesicle membrane. Lineage: Eukaryota; Metazoa; Chordata; Actinopteri; Cypriniformes; Cyprinidae. The transcript is spliced from 4 exons.
CGAAUCUGACACCGGUCUGUGACGAAGCAGCUGCACCGGUGGUGUGUGUGCGUGUUGUGUUUUCAGCCUUCGCUUAUGUGUGUGUGUGAGACUGAGACUGUGUGUGUGAGUGAGAGUGUGUUUCACCGAUGGAGUCGAACAGUGCAGCGUACGGAGUCUCUCUCGCCGGAACGGGAUUCGAUCUCAUCAAAUUCAUCAAACAGCCUCAAACCAUCAUACGGUUCCUCAGCUGGGUGUUCGCUAUCGUGGUGUUUGCCUCCAUCACGGCUGAAGGUUACGUGAACAGUAGCUCUGAAAUCCAGGCGAAGUGUGUCUUCAACAGGAAUGAAGGAGCCUGUCAUUACGGCGUUGGCAUCGGGGUCAUCGCCUUCCUGGCCUGCAUCGCCUUCCUAUUGGCUGAUGUGUUCCUGCCUUCGAUGAGCAAUGCUCAGGAGAGGAAGUACAUAGUGAUGGCUGAUCUGGGCUUCUCAGGUGCCUGGACAUUCCUGUGGUUUGUGUGUUUCUGUCUCAUGGCGGAUCAGUGGUCAAAGACCCAAGACACCAGCGGCAUCCCUACAGAUGCCGUCCACGCAGUCAUCGCCUUUUCAUUCUUUUCCAUCGGAUCCUGGGGAGCGUUAAGUUACUUCGCUCUUGUGAGGUUUCGUCAUGGUGUUGACGAUGUGACCCAGAACUACGUCGAUCCGCCGGUGGACCCCACCUCACCGUAUCCCACCACCUACACGCCGCCCACGUAUCCUUCCUUCCAGAACACGGGUCAAGAUCUCUUCCAUCAGCCGCCCUUCGUACCGAAUCCUGACCCGACCGGCCAGAGCAGCUACCAGCCGCCCGUCUACUGACACGUGACACGCACAGAAACCUGAAACACGACACCCAGGUCACCUGACGCCUCGGGAUGUGGGAGGGGCCUCGGCAGGCAGCCAAUAGGAGACUGUUUGCCAUUUAACACGUGGCCUUAAAUGUGUAAAUAUUCAAGUGUUUAUUUACGUGACUGUAGAUGAGUUCAGAUUUGCACUGAUGAGCUGAAAUAAAGCUGUAAGUUAUUGUGGAUAAGGUCUGUCGCUCACACUGGAAUCACAGCAGAGUUUGUUAACGUUUUCCCAGCUGAAUGAGUAGGAAUGUGAUGGAAACAAAAAGAGCCCCUUGACCCAGUUUACUAAUUGUGUUAGUGAAUGAAGAGCUGGCGCGAUUCACCGUGGUACAAUUACCAGAUUGCAUGUCAAGUCAAGCUGCAAAUGGAAGUUUUGGGUCAUAAAUGAAGCAUGCUUUUAUUUUGCGUCCAGAUCUGAUUUAAUGUUAGUCAAGGCUAAAUAUGGUUUCAGGAUAUGAAAACAUUCACUAACUUACAUGAACACAAUGUGAUGCAAAUCUUUGUUCGAUCUGUUUUCUUGCCGUAUAACAUUGAUUUGAUAAGGUUUAUCCAUUGCACUUCAACCAUUUCAAAGCAUAUCAUCUGGGAAUAUGUUAAUAUAUACAUAUAUAAAACAUUUGUUUUCAUUGUU